ACCAGAGAGAAAAAUGUCUGAUCAGAACGUCCACAAUGCUGGUUUCACUCCCUCCGGGAUCUCUGGAGGAUCUCUUGCUUCAUCAAUGAUGUCCCGAGAAGCAACAGCAUCUGGAGGAGGUGUGCCUUCUGGAGGACCCACUUCUACUCUCCAGCAAAUGGGGGCCAGAAGCACAACGCAUUCAUCAGGUUUUACUAGCAGUGGUAUCUCUGGUGGUUCCCAAGCCUCCUACAUGAUGUCCAAGGAGGCCAGUUCUCAUGGAGGUGGAACUCCAAGGGGUGGUACAACUUCCACUGUCCAGUCCAUCUCAAUGGGUGGAAAAGGAGGAAGACACUGA
Messenger RNA from Acanthisitta chloris (rifleman), 337 nucleotides. Its product is annotated as interferon alpha-inducible protein 6-like. Lineage: Eukaryota; Metazoa; Chordata; Aves; Passeriformes; Acanthisittidae. The record is from RefSeq and is a predicted model, not a curated record. The transcript has 3 exons. The coding region runs from base 14 to 337 and encodes 107 amino acids. Gene Ontology annotation, cellular component: membrane.